This is a messenger RNA of Opisthorchis viverrini, 1093 nucleotides long. RefSeq lists its product as hypothetical. The record is from RefSeq and is a predicted model, not a curated record. NCBI's taxonomy places the organism in Eukaryota, Metazoa, Platyhelminthes, Trematoda, Opisthorchiida, Opisthorchiidae. Gene Ontology annotation, biological process: protein folding. Gene Ontology annotation, cellular component: cytoplasm. The transcript is spliced from 7 exons. Bases 1 to 1035 code for a protein of 344 amino acids.
AUGAAUCCUGCCUAUGAUAGCGCUCUUCUUGCAAUCCUUCAACACGAAGGCAAAAUUGAAAAAUUUCUUGAUGUAAUAUUUGGUUUCCUGAUGCGUCGGACCGACUUUUAUCACAUUAUGACCGUUGAGCAGAAGAAACUCGGAUUUCCUCCUGGGGUUAAUCUACGGAUGGUCUUGCAAGCAUUCGAACGUUACAAAUCAAUGUUUGAAGAAUAUAACCGACAGCAUAUGGAGGCCGUGGCUGAAAAGGUUCAGUCAACCAAAUCCAAGAAACAAGCCAUCUCACGCCGUCCUCCAACUGUGGAUCGCAAAACCACGGAAACAGCCUCCGCUGAUAACUUCGUUGUCCCAGUUCCUGAUUCGACGCAAGAGACCACAGCGGCCACAGAGGAGAAGCAUUCUCCGGGUGAUUCGAAACCGACAGAACAAACAUCCACCAGGGAGAGUACGGAGGAGGAAGGCCCUCUAGUUUAUCAGGCUGACCCCGACUGUUAUAAUGGCGCAGAAAGAGAAAAUUACACUUGGAGUCAGUCCAUUAAGGAUGUGGACAUCAAAGUGAAGGUUCCAAACAGAAUCAAGACAGGACGAGACUUGAAAAUAGCGAUUGACCGCAAGCACAUUCGGAUCGUACUCGUGCCCAGUGGAAACGAAGAACCAUACUUUUACCGUGAACUUUGUUGGGAGAUUUCGACAGACGAUGCUGUCUGGACGUUUGAUCCGGAAGAAGGCCAGGUACAAUUUUGUUUGGAUAAAGUGGAGGAGCGCUGGUGGGAUGCUGCGUUCGAAGGUGAAGAUAAGAUCAAUACACGGAAAAUCGACUGCUCCCGACCGAUGCACGAACUAGACGAAGAGUCUCAGGCGAAAAUUCACCAACUGAUGUACGAUCAGGAAUGUAAACGGAAAGGGUUGCCCACAAGCGAAGAGAAGAAAGUUCAUGAUAUACUGGCCAAAGCCUGGGAUGUGGAGGGUUCUCCAUUCCGUGGGACACCAUUUGACCCGAGCAAGAUCAAUGUGGGCCCUUCUUCCCAAUCCUAAUUUUUUGAUCAAAAUUUCGCUUUUUUGCGGGAUUCCAUAAAGUUUUCAUCAUUCUCCC